Alligator mississippiensis (American alligator) is the source of this 3310-nucleotide messenger RNA. RefSeq names its product DNA polymerase delta 3, accessory subunit (gene POLD3). The transcript is spliced from 12 exons. Gene Ontology annotation, cellular component: nucleus; delta DNA polymerase complex. NCBI's taxonomy places the organism in Eukaryota, Metazoa, Chordata, Crocodylia, Alligatoridae. The record is from RefSeq and is a predicted model, not a curated record. Gene Ontology annotation, biological process: DNA strand elongation involved in DNA replication; DNA replication; DNA synthesis involved in UV-damage excision repair. Gene Ontology annotation, molecular function: DNA-directed DNA polymerase activity. Bases 101 to 1495 code for a protein of 464 amino acids.
GGCCUUUUGUCCGCGCGCGGCCGCCGUCGCGCGGGCCCGCACAGGCGCGUUGCUAUGGAGGCGGCGGCCUAGUCCGUGCGGUGUAGCCUUCGCCGCCGUCAUGGAGGACGAGCUCUACCUGGACAACAUCGACGAGUUCGUCACGGACCAGAACCGCGUCGUGACCUACAAAUGGCUGAGUUACACGCUGGGGGUUCAUGUCAACCAGGCUAAACAGAUGCUGUAUGACUACGUAGAAAGGAAGAGAAAGGAGAGUUCAGGAGCUCAGCUACAUGUCACCUAUUUAGUGGCAGGAAAUCUCGUUCAGAAUGGAUAUAUUUGCCACAAGGUAGCAGUAGUGAGAGAAGAUAAGCUGGAAGCAAUGAAGUCUAAGCUAGCCACAAUCGCCAGUGUGCAUGUCUACAGCAUUCAGAAAGCUUUGCUGAAGGACAGUGGGCCUCUCUACAACACUGACUAUGAUAUUAUCAAGACAAACCUGCAGAACUGCAGCAAGUUUAGUGCUAUUCAUUGUGCUGCUGCAGUCCCCAGGACGCUGGCUGAAGUUUCUCAAGCUCACACAUCUGCACAGAUUGAUUCCCAGACUCCAAAUGACUUGCAGGUAGCCAGCAUGCCUGUCACCAAUGGUCAUGUACCUUCCACUGCUAAACAGGCUUCCCAGCAGCCCAAAGGGAUCAUGGGAAUGUUUGCUGCAAAAUCAUCUUCCAAAUCUCAGGAUACACGUAAAGAAACUAAGCCAGAAUCUAAAGAGACAACAGGUGUGUCUACAGCAAGCAGCAAACCACCAGCAAAAGGAAAUACAAUGAGCAACUUUUUUGGAAAAGCUGCCAUGAAUAAACUCAAAGCCAGCUCUGAGUCUGAACAGGCAAAAGAAGAAAGAGAAGUAACCAAGCCUUCAGUUCCUGCAGCAGAACCAAAAUUGCCACCCACUACAACAGUGGAGAAACCUGGGAAGAAAACAGAGCCUGUUAAAAUUCAGAAAAAGGACAGAAAAAGCAGAGCAAAGAGGGUAGAUCUGUCAGAUAACGAGGAAGAGAAAGAGGCUGAAAAUCUGAAGAAAAAGAGGCGGCGAAUCAAGCAACCUCAGUCCGACAGUAGCGACAAUGAAGCAGAUGGCCCAGCGUCUUCCAUAUCUCAAGAGGAUAGAGCUCCCACCCCUUCUCCUGAGCCCCCACCAAAGGCUGGGCUGGAACCUGCAUCCACGGAGGUAAAGGCUUCAACAGGAGGCAAGAAACGGAAGCGGAGGCGUGUGCUGAAAUCCAAAACAUCUGUGGAUGAUGAAGGCUGCAUGGUGACCGAAAAGGUUUAUGAGAGCGAAUCCUGUACUGACAGCGAGGAGGAAUUCACAAAAGCGAAGCCAGCAGCUCUGCACAGGCAGUCUACGGCGCCUGUGAAGAAGGAUCCCAAGGAGGACCGGAGGGGCCCAAAGAAAGGAGCAGCCACUGCCAGCAAAGCCAAUAAACAAGUCUCCAUCAUGGGCUUCUUCCAGAAGAAAUGAGGUGAACCUCUCCCCUCAAUCCCUGGGCAGCUGGGAGAUGUCACGUCCUCAUUGGAGCAGAGCAGCCAACAGGCUUUCCUGAUGUGAAGUAUCUUGCUUACCAUGUAAGUGAGCUUGUCAGACCGGAAAAAUGUAUCCGUUGUGCUUGUUUUCAGCCAUCUCUAUGACCCGGUAUAGAAAGCCACAGCUAAAAGCAAACUGGAGACAAAUGCUUGGCCAGUGCUUCACUUGUUUACAUUCUGACAUUUUUAUUUUAUUUUAAGCCUGGCCUUUGAUGUGCUCGGUGCCAAAGCCCAUUUCCCGAGUGGUAGAUGGACUAAGUAAGCAGUCGUUUUAUGACAUCGCUUUGACUUUUUUCUCUCCCCUCCUCCCCAUUGGUCUAAACCUUCAUUGCAGUUAAAAGCUGUGAUGUGCAAGCACCCAAGGACCUGUUACGAAUACCGAACAUCUGCUUCAGCUUUCCCUGGAUGUAAUGGACUUGAUUUCCCCCCCAAGACUGGUAAAUAGUUUUCUAUUUCUGUUCCUUCUAAUCUUACAUUGGACAUCAUACUGCAUAUAAAAUUCUCCUAAUCUUUUCUUCCUUGAGUACGUCCUCUGUAAAGUGCUUGGAUUUCUAAUUAUAGACCAUGACGUUACUUGUGCUCUGUCACUCUUUGCAAAAACAUCAUUAAGGCUUCCCACACAGUUGGAUGCAGCGUAACUGGGGGUUGGCCAUGGCUGGAAAGGACCUGGAUGUUCUGCAAGUGGGUGCCUCAUGACUCAGUGGGGAUUGUGUUUGGGGAUUGUCCUUAUCACAGUGUCAAUGUACCUGCUGGCAGCAUGGGUGAAAUAGGCAACUCCUUCCUCAUUGGCUUCUAUUUGUUUCCAGUACUGUGGGCACAUACCAUGCACAGUUUAGGGUUGGUUUUUUUCUUUAAGUCCAGUAGUCUGUCCGAAUGCCUCAUAACAAAAUAUUGGCCCUAAGGAACUCAUAACUGAUAUUGUGCUAAGUAUUGAAGUCUAGAUUAUCCAAAGCAACUAACGAAUUCAAGCACCUUUUUAAUUUUUGGGUGCCCAGCUGGGAAAAUAGGGCCCUCUGAGGUGCAUCAGAAUGAGCACCAGGCAUGCCCUGAAAACCUGCCCUCAGUUCAGUGUCUCAAAUGGAGCCAGUUUCCAUAAAGGUAAGUAAAAGAGUGAAGGCGUGAACCAAGAAAUGUGUUCAGUGCUCAGGCUGAAGGUGUUUUAGAUGCAUUAGUAAAGAAGCUAUAAUUAAUCCAGGCAUUGCUAUAAGACCAUUUCUGUUGGUAGAUCAAGAUGCUGAACAAUGGAAAUUUAACGCGCCUCCCAACAAACUCCCCCAAAUCACCAGCUCCUUUACCUAAAUGAAAGCAAAUGCUCUCAGCAGCUGCUUCUGCUGCAGAGUGAAUGGUUUUACUACAAUUAGCAGUCUAUAAAUUGAGGUUAAGUGAUCUGGAUUAAAACAGAGAGCUCCAUUUAAUUGCUUUAAACACUCCCCCUUCCCCAACCCAGCUUUCCCCCACAGGGGACUGUAAGAAAGCUAGCAAUUGGGGGGGGGGGAGGGGGGGGGGGUGAAGUGUGGCACCAUAUCCAUAGACAUCAGAAAUGGAGCCUGAUGCCACAAACUGGAUGCAGUUUGACAUUCUUGGGAUGUGUCUUAAUGGUGAUGGGGCAGCCUUUAGAAGAGAAUGGGAAGCCUUGUAUUAAAUUUUUGUAUCUUUUGCAGAAAAAUAAGCACUUCAAUGUUUCUAUUUUUCUUGUUACCUUUGGAAGUAUAUUCUGAAGAGUACCAUUAAACAAUAAAAUCCUGUAAAUGUU